This is a messenger RNA of Carcharodon carcharias (great white shark), 5902 nucleotides long. RefSeq names its product damage-specific DNA binding protein 1 (gene ddb1). The transcript has 27 exons. Gene Ontology annotation, cellular component: nucleus; site of double-strand break. Gene Ontology annotation, molecular function: protein binding; nucleic acid binding. The record is from RefSeq and is a predicted model, not a curated record. NCBI's taxonomy places the organism in Eukaryota, Metazoa, Chordata, Chondrichthyes, Lamniformes, Lamnidae. Gene Ontology annotation, biological process: DNA repair; proteasome-mediated ubiquitin-dependent protein catabolic process. Bases 64 to 3486 code for a protein of 1140 amino acids.
CGCGAGGCUGGAAGCAGCGCGAGCGAGAGGAGCUGGUAUUGCCGGAGAGCGCGGGUUGCCACCAUGUCUUACAACUAUGUGGUGACAGCGCAGAAACCGACCGCCGUGAAUGCCUGCGUUACUGGUCACUUUACCUCAGCAGAUGAUCUGAACCUGCUGAUUGCCAAGAACACCAGGUUGGAGAUUUAUGUGGUUACACCGGAGGGUUUGCGCCCUGUCAAGGAAGUGGGCAUGUAUGGAAAGAUAGCUGUAAUGGAGCUCUUCCGACCAAAGGGAGAAGGUAAGGACCUGCUUUUCAUCCUGACUGCAAAAUACAAUGCCUGCAUUCUGGAGUAUAAACAGAAUGGAGAAAACAUUGAUAUCAUCACGCGGGCCCACGGAAACGUACAGGAUCGUAUCGGCCGCCCCUCUGAGACUGGAAUCAUAGGUAUUGUGGACCCUGAGUGUCGCAUGAUAGGUCUCAGACUGUAUGAUGGGCUUUUCAAAGUGAUUCCAUUGGACAGAGACAACAAAGAACUGAAGGCUUUCAACAUCCGUUUGGAAGAGCUGCAUGUAAUUGAUGUGAAGUUUCUGUACGGCUGUCAGGUCCCAACUAUUUGCUUUGUGUAUCAGGAUCCCCAGGGACGUCAUGUAAAGACCUAUGAAGUUUCUUUGCGAGAGAAAGAAUUUAACAAGGGACCCUGGAAACAGGAAAAUAUGGAGGCCGAGGCAUCAAUGGUCAUUGCAGUCCCAGAACCAUUUGGAGGAGCACUAAUCAUAGGCCAAGAGUCCAUUACAUACCACAAUGGAGACAAGUACCUCGCAAUUGCACCACCAGCUAUCAAGCAAAGCACAAUUGUUUGCCACAACCGUGUGGAUCCCAAUGGUUCCCGGUACCUACUGGGAGAUAUGGAAGGUCGUCUGUUUAUGCUGUUACUGGAGAGGGAGGAACAGAUGGAUGGAAACAUCACUGUCAAAGACCUUCGUGUAGAACUGCUAGGAGAGACAUCUAUUGCUGAAUGCUUGACUUAUUUGGAUAAUGGAGUUGUAUUUGUUGGAUCUCGUCUUGGAGACUCUCAGCUUGUCAAGUUAAAUGUGGACAGCAAUGAGCAAGGGUCUUAUGUUGCUGGCAUGGAAACGUUCACCAAUUUAGGUCCUAUUGUGGACAUGUGUGUCGUAGAUCUGGAAAGACAAGGACAGGGCCAGCUGGUUACUUGUUCAGGAGCAUUUAAAGAAGGUUCUCUGAGAAUAAUUCGGAAUGGAAUUGGGAUCCAUGAACAUGCUAGCAUCGAUCUUCCUGGUAUUAAGGGUCUGUGGCCACUACGUUCUGAUUCCACUCGUGAUACUGAUGAUAUGUUGGUACUCUCAUUUGUCGGACAGACUCGUGUGCUGAUGCUUAACGGGGAAGAGGUGGAAGAAACUGAAAUGCCGGGCUUUGUUGAUGACCAACAGACCUUCUACUGUGGAAAUGUGGCCCAUCAGCAGCUCAUUCAGAUAACGUCUGGUUCAGUGCGACUGGUCGGCCAAGAGCCCAAAUCACUAGUUAGUGAGUGGAAGGAACCAAAUGGGAAGAAUAUCAGCGUUGCAUCCUGUAAUAACAGCCAGGUGGUGGUGGCAGUGGGCCGUGUAUUAUAUUACUUGGAGAUCCACCCGAAAGAGCUCAAACAAAUCAGCUUUAUAGAGAUGGAGCAUGAAGUAGCUUGCCUAGACAUCACUCCAUUGUCUGAGGGGAGCAGUAUGUCGCCCCUGUGCUCUGUUGGGCUUUGGACAGAUAUUUCAGCUCGGAUUCUCAAACUACCAUCAUUUGAAACGCUGCAUAAAGAAAUGCUUGGGGGAGAGAUCAUCCCGCGGUCCAUUUUGAUGACAACAUUUGAAGGUAGCCAUUACCUGCUAUGUGCUCUGGGUGAUGGUGCUCUCUUUUACUUUGGACUUGAAAUAGAAACAGGUUUGCUGAGUGACCGUAAGAAAGUCACACUGGGGACCCAGCCAACAGUGCUGCGAACCUUCAGAUCUUUGUCCACCACAAAUGUUUUUGCCUGUUCUGACCGCCCCACUGUCAUUUACAGCAGCAAUCACAAGCUUGUUUUCUCGAAUGUUAACCUCAAGGAGGUAAACUACAUGUGUCCUCUUAACUCCGAGGGAUACCCUGAUAGCUUGGCCUUAGCCAACAACAGCACUUUAACCAUAGGAACCAUUGAUGAGAUUCAGAAACUACACAUCCGUACAGUUCCCCUUAAUGAGUCUCCAAAGAGAAUUUGUUACCAAGAGGCAUCACAGUGCUUUGGUCUGGUAAGCAGCAGAGUGGAAGUAUUGGACCCCAGUGGAGGGACCACUGUCCUGAGACCAAGUGCUAGCACUCAGGCUCUUUCAACCAGUGUUAGCUCCAGUAAGCUCUUCCCAAGCAGUACUUCACAGCAUGAAAGCUCAUUUGGGGAUGAAGUGGAAGUUCACAAUCUGCUAAUCAUAGAUCAACAUACUUUUGAAGUUCUUCAUGCUCACCAGUUCCUUCAGAAUGAGUAUGCACUAAGUAUUGUGUCCUGCAAGUUGGGCAAAGAUCCGAAUACAUACUUCAUUGUAGGCACAGCAAUGGUAUAUCCUGAAGAAGCAGAACCAAAACAAGGACGAAUCAUUGUGUUCCAGUAUUCUGAUGGUAAACUUCAGACAGUAGCAGAAAAAGAAGUAAAAGGUGCUGUAUAUUCCAUGGUAGAGUUCAAUGGCAAGUUGCUGGCAAGCAUCAAUAGCACGGUGCGAUUAUAUGAAUGGACUGCUGAAAAAGAGCUACGCACAGAGUGCAACCACUACAAUAAUAUCAUGGCCCUCUACCUGAAAACAAAAGGGGACUUCAUCCUGGUGGGAGAUUUGAUGCGCUCAGUGCUGCUUCUUGCAUAUAAACCAAUGGAAGGGAAUUUUGAAGAGAUUGCCCGAGACUUCAACCCUAAUUGGAUGAGUGCUGUCGAGAUACUGGAUGACGAUAAUUUCCUGGGUGCAGAAAACUCCUUCAACUUAUUUGUGUGUCAGAAAGACAGUGCGGCUACAACAGAUGAAGAAAGGCAACACCUCCAAGAAGUAGGGUUGUUCCACCUUGGCGAGUUUGUCAAUGUGUUUUGUCAUGGAUCUCUGGUAAUGCAGAAUCUUGGCGAGACCUCCACACCUACAUUGGGUUCAGUAUUGUUUGGCACAGUCAACGGCAUGAUAGGUUUGGUUACCUCGUUGUCUGAGAGCUGGUAUAACUUCCUUUUAGAAGUUCAAAAUCGACUGAAUAAAGUUAUCAAGAGCGUGGGCAAGAUUGAACAUUCAUUCUGGAGAUCAUUUCACUCUGAACGAAAAACUGAACCUGCUGCAGGAUUCAUAGAUGGCGAUCUUAUCGAGAGUUUCUUGGAUCUCAGCCGACCUAAAAUGCAGGAGGUGGCUGCAGGCUUACAGAUUGAUGACGGCAGUGGGAUGAAGAGAGAAGCAACCGUAGAUGAUCUGAUAAAAAUCGUUGAAGAGUUGACCAGAAUACAUUAGCUGAGCACUGGCUGUGCUGUCAGUUUCAGUGGUAUUGCUGGUAUUAUAAGAGGGUUGCAGUGAAUCCUUUAUAAACAGUAUGAACAGCUACAAAAGCAUCCAUGAAAUGAAUCAAUACUGCCGGGGACGCAAAGCCUCUUCACUCAUAGCUGUGUUUCAUCACUCCUCUGUUCUGAACUGCUGAGUUAGGACACCUUUAUUCAUGUGGAAGGGAACUUCAGGGAAGGCUGACAAAAAUGACAUUUUCCCUAGUGUCUGGUGUUACACAGGGCCAAAAAUUAAAUGAAAAGUUACCUCCAGAAGAUAUAUUAUUAAUUCUGCAAUUGUCAUUGCACUUAGCAGGAUGAAUAUGAUGUGUUAUAGUUUUUGAAACAAUGGAAAAGGCAGAAAUGAUAAGUAAUGAUGUGGGACUGUUGGGCAUCAAGUCAAAGGCUGCUCAACUUUAAUCCUUAGCUAAGUGCUCAGUGCAAAUAAAUGCAUGUAUUAAGAGUCUGCUGUGCUCCUAGUGAUUGUUCUUUUAAACUUUGUGAUGAAAAGUGUAAAAGUGGUUUCUGCAAGGAGGGCAGUAGAUGUUACAGUUUUAUAUACAGGGAAGUAGCACAUUGAGGUUAGCACUCCUGCAGUAAUGUCCUGGUACUUAAGUUUGAAUCCAGUUCACACUGAAGAUUCUUCUCAUUCUUGACUGGAAGUAUCAUACCAGAAUUGAAUUUGAGCUAGACUGAAGCCAGUCAUUUAUGCUGGUCUUGUUGAACCGAGGGCAGCUUAAUGCUUUGAAUCCAUAGUCACCAAGCUGACUGUCUCACUGAGGUGGUUGAUGUGGGAAAUUAAAAAACCGUGAUGCAGUCGGAGGUAGUUUUCUGAAAUUAAGGUUAAGUAAGGCACAUAAUUGGAAGUAUAGAAGUAGCUUUACUUUUAAUUUAACCUAUACUAUACCUGACCUAGGAAUAUCUGAUGCUGACACUGAAUGCUUAAAAUUGAAAAUAGUUCCGUUCCUGUGCAUUAACCAACAACAUAGGUAAAAAUAUAUAUAUAUAAAUUAAUAAAAAGUUAUUUGCACACAUGCAGCACUAUAGUUGGGUGCUGCUGGACUGUGUGCCUAAGACUGAUGAAUUGGCAUGUCACUUUUUGGUGCUGAGAUGCUAUAAAAAUGAGCCUGUGACAGCUGUUGGGGUAAAAACAUUUUUGUUAGCAUCCUGGAGUUCUUGAGCACCUUCUAUUUGUGAUAUAUCCGUGACCGAGCACCAGAUAGUAUCAAAGUAUUUUGUAAAGAACAACACAGAGUGUUAUAACUGUCACUUAGUAUGCCUUAAAAUGAAAGCAUAAUUAAUUACAGGCCUCAAAAUAAGUAGCAAAACUUGGCAAAUUUGCACUGCAGAAUUGGGCAUAUAUCACCCCCACCCCCACCAAUCUUGGCACACUUAGGUUUGGACAUGAAUGGUGGUGCGCAGCCUCCAAUGAGUAUCUGAAAGUAGCUUUGGUCAAUUAUCUAUAUAUAAAAAGAUCAAAAUCCAUUAGCUGCCUAAUGGGUCUUAAUUAUGCAUUGUAGUAAUGCUAAUGAGAGAGAACUUCUGCAUUGCAUUGAUGCAAAUCGAUGAUGAGGUGUGCCAUUCUUAAGGAUUGGAGUAUGGGGAUUAGUUUAUUAUAAUUUCAGAAUUCAGAUUUUCACAGUUGACCGUAUAUUGUCUGUCUUGCAUGUAAACCUUUUAUGGUCAAAAACUAAACAAUGCUUAAUACUAAAAAUUCUGAAGUGAAAAUAAUAAAAAUGCUGCAGAUACACAGGUUUGCAACAUCUUGGAGAACAAAAAGUUAAUUAAUAGAUCAAGUGGAACUCUCUCAGCCCCAAUUCUGGUAAUUUGAGUUUUUAGGAUCUCCCCUUGCCCCAAGAGGCUGCAUUUAUCAAAGCACGUGCUUUAGGAUUUAAUUUAUUUCUAAAUGUGAGAGAAAGGGGUUAAGCAGAAAUACACCCCCUCCCCUACUCAACAAAAACACUGGUUUUAAGGUGGCAGCACUAACCAGAGCAUAUCCUUGUAUGUGGGCUGAUAUUUUGGUUAAAAUAAGAACUGUUGGACAUUAACCUAGGUGAUGAUCUGAUGGUUGCUCUUAUUUGCAGCUGUUUCCAGGGCCUAUUGUGAACUCAGGCCUCAUAUUCCUUGAGAGGGAAUCACUGUGAAGAUGGUAUGCGGGCAGUGAAUAGUACAGUGUUGUGUGCCUAUUUCCUUUGAUUUAUAGGUAGAGUCCCCUUCAUAUUACUUGGAAGAAAUUUUAAGUUCUUCCCAUUGUGGCUGUUCAAAAAAAAAUGUGUCCUUUUGUAGGCUGAAAAUAAAACUGCUUUAUAAAUAAUGAACAGAUGUGCACUGUGCGCGAACCUUUUAAUGAAUAUCUGUUAUUUUCUUCAAUAAAUUUCAGUUUCAAAGUG